GACCCUUUGGGAGGCUUCCCUUCCUGCGUCGGGCCGCAGGGCGAGUCGGGAAACGAUUUUAAACUGCAGAGGCGGUAGAGGAAUUGAACUGCGUUUUCUCAGCGGUGUGAUUUCUGACUGGUUUUUAAUCCCUGCUGGGCUCAGCUGAAGAGGGACGAGUUGGGAAGCACUGUCCUUUUGCCUUUCCCCCUCCGCGGGCAGAAGCCGACUCCGCAGGAGCGAGGUUCGCAGAGGAAAUUUGAGUCUCCUAAACAUAGUUUUGGAGCCAGACUUGAAGAAUGGUUGGUGAAUCCGGAAUGGGUGACAGCGUUGUCACUGCAUUUUAUUAGACCAUGGAUUCUUACAAUAUACCAGAAUCAACUACUAGACAAAGUGCCUCAAGGCCUGAAAAUUACUUUAUAGGUGCCACCCCUCUGCAGAAGCGACUGGAAUCGGUCAGGAAGCAGACUACGUUUGUCCCAUCUCCACCUCGAAGGAAAAUUCCCCAGUGUUCUCAAUUGCAGGAAAAUGUUGAUCCUCAAAAGGUUGCAUUUCUUCUGCGUAAACAGUGGACUUUAUAUAGUUUAACUCCCCUGUAUAAAUUCUCCUAUACUAAUCUCAAGGAGUAUUCUAGGCUUCUGAGUGCAUUUAUUGUUGCUGAAAAGCAAAAAGGACUUGCUGUGGAAGUGGGAGAAGACUUCAACAUCAAAGCGAUCUUCUCUACUCUCCUAGGAAUCAAAGGAACACAAAGGGACUCUGAAGCAUUUCUUGUCCAGAUUCUAUCAAAAUCUCAAUUGUCAUCUGAGAACAGAGAAGGUAAAGUGUUGUGGACUGGUUGGUUCUGCUGUAUAUUUGGAGAUAGUCUUCUGGAGACUGUUUCAGAAGAUUUCACCUGUCUACCUUUAUUCCUUGCAAAUGGAGCAGAGUCCAAUACAGCUUUAAUUGGAACUUGGUUUCAGAAGACCUUCGACUGUUAUUUUAGUCCUUUAGCAAUCAAUGCGUUUAAUCUUUCCUGGCUGGCUGCUAUGUGGACUGCAUGCAAAAUGGAUCAUUAUAUGACUACUACUGAAUUUCUUUGGUCUGUACCCUGUAACCCUCAAAGUCUGGACAUUUCUUAUGCAAUACAUCCAGAGGAUGCAAAAGCUUUGUGGGACAGUGUCCACAAAACACCUGGGGAGGUAACACAGGAGGAAGUUGACUUAUUCAUGGACUGCCUUUAUUCACAUUUUUAUAGGCAUUUCAAAAUUCAUUUAUCAGCCACAAGAUUGGUUCGUGUUUCAACAUCUGUAGCUUCAGCACAUACUGAUGGAAGAAUAAAGAUUCUGUGUCAUAAAUAUCUUACUGGAGUGUUAGCAUAUUUGACAGAACUGGCAAUUUCUCAAAUUGACUGAGGCCUUGUGUGGACUGUAAGUUAUGGAUUAUAUGUAGUAUGCUCUUUUCUCAUUAGUUAUUUGCCUAAUUGCUAUUUUGAAAGAGACUUCAGGAGAAAUGGGCAUCUAUCUCUCUGCAUCUGUUUUUUCCACUGUGCCUUUGGAUUUGCCAGGAGGGAAGCCAAGAGGAUCUAGAAGAACAAAGAAUGCAGUUGAAGAACCACUGCGAGGUGGUUGUCAUAGUUGUGAUGAUCUGGCAUGCCACUCUUUGGAAAAUGCUGUGUGUGUGGCCGGGCAUGGUGGCUCAUGCCUGUAAUCCUAGCGCUCUGGGAGGCUGAGGCAGGAGGAUUAUUAUCCAGGAAUUUGAGGUUGCUGCGAUGUAUGCUGACACCACGGCCCUCUGGCCUGGGCAAUACAGUGAGACUCUUGUCUCAAAAAAAAAGGGAAAAAAAAAGAAAAUGUUGAGUUGUUAAUUUGUUGGUCAUCUUUAAAAAAAAAAAAAAAAUAUAUAUAUAUACAUAUAAUGUUUAUUACGUCAAACUUUUAGGAUUCAAAUGAGGUCUAAUUUUGAGUGUUUUUCAUUUGGUCUUUAAAACCAUUAAUCCCUUUUAAGCAUUUUAAACUUGAAUUCACAAAGAAGUCUGUCUUCUAAAGACAUUUUCCUAGUUUCACUUUGCUGUAGAUAACUGACAGUCAAAAUCUCCUCAAAAAGAAACUAAAGAUUAAUAAUAUAGAUUUUACCACUACUAUGCUUCUGUUUUUAAUACUUUCCAACUCCUUCUGCAAUAUUGAAUUAAAUGUUUACUUUUAAGAUGAA
Molecule: messenger RNA, 2166 nt
Organism: Nycticebus coucang (slow loris)
Lineage: Eukaryota; Metazoa; Chordata; Mammalia; Primates; Lorisidae
Gene: CENPL
Product: centromere protein L
Exons: 6
Coding region: 333-1370 (345 amino acids)
Source: RefSeq, a predicted model, not a curated record